Messenger RNA from Magnusiomyces paraingens, 306 nucleotides. RefSeq lists its product as uncharacterized. Lineage: Eukaryota; Fungi; Ascomycota; Dipodascomycetes; Dipodascales; Dipodascaceae. The transcript has 2 exons. Gene Ontology annotation, biological process: mitochondrial electron transport, NADH to ubiquinone. The coding region runs from base 1 to 306 and encodes 101 amino acids. The record is from RefSeq and is a predicted model, not a curated record.
AUGGUCAGCGAAACACACCGAAGGAUCGUUUCUUCCCUUUACAGACAGUCACUCCGCCUUUCCAAAAGUUGGAUCAGUCGUCGUGAUCUUUGGCGUGUUAAAGCCCUUGAAAUUAGACAACAAUUUGAUGAAAACAAAAAUGUUAAAGACCCUCGCAAAAUCCAUUACUUGGUGUCCAAUACUCAAGCCUUGUUAGUCAAGUACGCACAUCCUGAUCCUAUUAUCCCUCCUCAACGACCUGGCGGUACUAAAUAUGAACGCAAUGUUUUCCCCCCUCAGGGCGAAGUUAUUAAAGGUGACUGGUAA